Messenger RNA from Balaenoptera acutorostrata (minke whale), 3926 nucleotides. It is a transcript of the gene CATSPERB, whose product is annotated as cation channel sperm associated auxiliary subunit beta. Gene Ontology annotation, cellular component: CatSper complex; cilium. The record is from RefSeq and is a predicted model, not a curated record. The coding region runs from base 528 to 3926 and encodes 1132 amino acids. Lineage: Eukaryota; Metazoa; Chordata; Mammalia; Artiodactyla; Balaenopteridae. The transcript is spliced from 28 exons.
GUGAGAGGGUACCAAAGGGUCCUGCUCAGUUUCAACAUCAAGAUGUUAGCAGAGCUAGUUCCCUCUGAGAGCCACGAGGGAAGGAUCUGUUCCAGGCCUCUCUCCUCGGCUUGUAAACGGCUACCUUCUCCCUGUGUCUUCAUAUCAUCUUCUACCUGUACAAGAGUGUGUCCAAAUUUCGCCUUCUUAUAAAGACACCAGUUAUACUGGAUUAGGGCCUACCCUAAUGAUUUCAUUUUAACUUAAUUACUUCUGUAAAGACCCUAUCUCCAAAUAUGACCACAUUCUGAUAUACUGGUGGUUAGGACUUCAGCAUAUGAAUUUGGGAGGGGGGAACAAUUCAGCCCAUGACAGACGCUUGCUAACACACAUAGUGGUGUGCAUUACAGGAGAAGAACACGGAGUUGGGAGAUUCACCAUGGAAACAAGCCUGUGCUUGUCCAGAGGAUGUUACCUCAUGCCUCAAGGUUGCUUGCUGCAAACACAACUCUGAGAAAAGGGCCUUGCAUUCCUGGCACACAGCAAGGAUGUGCAGGGAUGCUCAGGACUCACAUGGAUUGUGUCUCCCAAGAGCAAUGCUGUCACAGUCUCAGAUCAAGAUGGAAUUGCCACUUUUAUAUGUUAUGAUUUUACUUUUGAACAUUUUUGAUUUUUCAUCAGGAAUAACAUAUAAUAAAGGUGAUACGGAGAAACGCUUUGCUUGUGCUAGCCAAGGGUUCCCCCAAAAGAAUGAAAUAAUCAAGUUGUAUCUUUCCUCUGAUGACUUGAAAAUACAGUGUUUUUUCCAAUCUGAAAUUGAGCUUACUUCAAAGGAAUUUCUAAGCGUGUUCACAUCAGGAGGACUUGCUCCAAGCUUGGGAAUCAUAAAUAGUACAUAUACGGGCAUCUUUCACUUUAAUUUAACCUUGUUCAGUGAUCGAGUUUAUUGGUUGAUUGAUAUUCCCAGAGAAAACAUUACAAAAAAUACAGAUAUUGCAGCUGUAGAAGAAUGGUUAGUAAGGAUCACUUUGCAACAUGGAUUAAAUAUUUAUACUACUGAAGGAACACUGUUGGAUAGUAUUCGAGAACCUAUUCUUCAGUGGAAACUUGGGACUGUAAUGACAAAAAACGACAUCGGUAAAUUAUAUCCACAUGUGGUAGAUCUCAAAACGACAAAGUGCCCAUGUGCUAAUGAUGUAGUGUUACUUGGCUUCAUUAUGAACACAACACUUGAUGGUGUUUACAUAGGCCUCAGCUUUUCUGGAUUUUGGAAUUAUGAUGAUACCACGUGGUAUAACCUGACAGACAUGGUCUAUUCCCAAGUUGGAGAAGAACACACAGAGCUUUCCAUGGUGGAUAUGGUUUUAACAAAUCAUUUUUUAGUUAUCCUCACCUCUUUGGGUCUUUUUAUAAGUGGAGAUCUUCGCUAUCCAUCCUCCUCUGUCUUAAUGUUCUCAAGGGCAGACUUCUGUGGUUUUGAAAGGGUUGACUACAUCAAAGGAAAACUGUGGUAUAAUGAAAGAUGUUUUGCUAACAGAGAAUAUUUUGAAGUUGAUUAUGUUACUAUCACCUUUGAGAGAAACAGGACCCUAAGUGAGGCAAGCUCUUGUUUUUAUAGUAAAGAACCAUUUCUUGAAUGGUUACCUUGCUUACCCCCCAUUUCAAAAGGAAUGAAAACUAUUCUUUCAACUGUGGUAACAUUUCUUGUUGACCAAGAACAAAGUUCUGGAGUCUACCUCUUCCAUAACCAGGUAAAAAAAACCACUGUCUCUGUGAGGAUCCUAAAAAACAACAAACCAAGAUUAAUACAAAAAUUUCCACUUUUCUUAUUUCCUUCAUCAUUUUCUUCUCCUGUUGGAAUGAUAUUCCACCCACGAAGCCAUUUUCUGUAUGCUUAUGGUAAUCAGGUAUGGCUUUCAAUUGAUGGCGGCAACACCUUUGAAUUUAUAGCUGACUUUGAUGAUGAUAUCAUAAAGAAUACUUAUCAUAGUUUUUAUACUUCAGAUAUUACUUUUGUUUCCCGAAGUGGAAAGGUUUACUUGACAAAGGCAGGGUUAGGAAGAUAUAGUAAAAUUGGAUCUAUUUCUGAUAAAAUUUUCACAUUAUACUAUGACCACAUGGGAUUCAUACAUAAACUGACUCCGGAUCAUUUUGAAGCUGGUGGGUCACUUGCUGCCUUUGGAAAUUCUAAAGGUAUUUUUGGACAGGCUCCUGACAUGGGCUUUGAGACUGUCCUUGCUCCACAGUAUAUCACCUUAAAUGAAAUGAUCUUUUAUGCAUAUGUGCCCGAGAAUGAACCGAAGGAAAGUACAUACACCAAGAAAUUCAACGACAUUCACCUUGGAAAACUGAUACACUCCAGGAAAACUGGAACAGCUUACAUAAGAAAGAUAUUGCAACAUAACACUCCUGAAGGAUUUUUGUCGUCAGUUAUUGCAGAAAUUAUAGACCCUUUUGGAAUAGAGGAAGUGCAUGAAAGCUCUUGUUUGUCUAGUUCCCUUUCCAUUAAUCAAGCUGGAACUUUCUCCUAUAAGCUUAGUCUUCAAUUACAAAGUGUUACUUCCUCAUUUCAAGAUUCGGAUAUAGAAAAGACUGUGGUGAUUCCCGGUUACAGCAGCUUCCUGAUCACAAGGAUUUUAGAUAAUGAGAAUGCUUUAGCUAUCGCUACCAUGCCUGAAACAGUACCCCACAAUAUGACCUUUCUAAAAGGCUCCUGGUUCUUAUACAACUUUGGACAAAGGGAUGGACGAACAUGGAACAUACAUUCAAAACCAUGUAAUUACUGGUUUCAACAACAUGAUGACUCACUAUCCCUCAAUGUCCUGAAAUACAUUGAUCUGGGGAAAUCUCAUGCUUUAAAAAUUAAAGUCAUACCUAAUACAAAAGGUGUUCAAACACUUGAAAUCCCACUACUGAAAGUAGUCGUUGGAAACCCAAAUUUGUUGGAAGUUAAAGUUGAAGGCCAUUUUGAUGGCACUGAUAGUUAUCUAAUGGAAAUUUCUGCAGCCAGCAAAACUUUACGUCAAGGUUCAACUUCACUGGCGUUUAUUGUCUGGGGAGCAUCGACUGAGUGUCUUGUUACAACAUUCGUGCCAACGUUGAAAAGCAGCUGUAGUUAUCUCAAGUCUAUGCAUCACAUUCCUAGUGAAAUUAUCCCAUUGGAGGACUGGAUCAGUGGAGUUCACAUGGACAGUCAAGGUUUUAAUAUGAUCAAAGUUUUGCCAAUAAACUACAGGCCUCCCUCUAAUAUGGGAAUAGCUAUUCCACUUACAGAUAAUUUUUAUCAUGCAGAUCCUAGCAAACCCAUACCAAGAAAUCUAUUUCACAAGUCAAAGAAAUCUGGUAAAUUCAAACAGUGUGCAAAUGUGUCUACUCGGGAGGAGUGUAAUUGCACAAAUGAUCAGAAGUUUUCACAUGCUGUUGCUUUCUCAGACUGCAGAGAAAAGGUUCCUCGUUUUAAGUUUCCAGUUACACAAUAUCCAAUUUCUUUGAAAAUUUACAGUGAGGAUGGACAUAUCCCAGUGGAAACUCCAUACCUGGUUACUGUGACUGAAGUGAAUAACAGGGAAAACUGGAACCUAAAACACACUGUGCCAGAAAAUGUAAAAAAAAUGAAGGACUACUUAGAAUCGAUUCUUCAUGCUCCAGUGUAUAAUCCUUUAGGCCUCAACCUAAGUAUAAAGGGCUCUGAGCUCUUUCACUUCAGAGUGUCUGUUGUUCCGGGGGUCUCGUUUUGUAACUUAGGUGAAGAAUUUCAGAUUUAUGUUGACGAAGCCCCUCUGCCAUUUCCAGGACACACACUUAUUGCCCUCGCAGCAGCUGUACUGCUAGGGGGAUUAAUUUUUAUAGCAUUUAUGUUCCAAAUACGUAACAUCCACCCAUGGGAUACAUGCAAAAAAUUGAUUAGGACAAACAAUGUGAAUUCAACAAAUAUUACUGCUAAUUAG